This is a messenger RNA of Kalmanozyma brasiliensis GHG001, 2115 nucleotides long. RefSeq lists its product as uncharacterized. NCBI's taxonomy places the organism in Eukaryota, Fungi, Basidiomycota, Ustilaginomycetes, Ustilaginales. Bases 1 to 2115 code for a protein of 704 amino acids. The transcript has a single exon. The record is from RefSeq and is a predicted model, not a curated record.
AUGCUUGCGGUGCCAGCACCCUCGGAAACGAGGUUCUUGCGGACCUUGUACGACGUCGACCGAAUCAAGCCUUCGCCGUUCGGAUGGCAGCGAUGCAGCAAGACUCCUCGUCGCUAUGUGCGUCGCAUGGGCCUCGUCGAGUCGUUCUUCAACACCAUGGCCACCUUGCACGAAGGCAGGACCGACAUCUUCUACCGCAUCCCUCUCAACUGUCCUGCUGAUGCAUACGAGCAGCUCGUACGCCGGCUUCCGCUCGUGUGGGCGCUGCUGUGCCGUCGUCAUCCCAUGCUGGGUGCCCAUGUUGAGACACGGACGCCAGAUGGAAGCGCUUUGGAUCCAGAAGAGGCUGCGUCAAAACGCAAUGCAGGCGAGGCAUCCCAAGACGGCUCUAGCUCGUUCGAGCCUCACUUUGUCUUUGACCUGCCAGAGACAACGUCGGAACUGCUGGAACAAGCCUCGCGACGGGUCGUGAUCGUCUCUGAUGCAUGGCAAGAUCGAUUGGCCUCAAGAAGCGACGACAACGCCUCUCGCGACGAAGCAGUAGUCGCCUGGCUCGACCAGUAUGUUUGGAACGGCAAGCGUCGCUUUCUCGAACAACACGCUCCUUUCGGGCUGGCAAGGCUCAUACUCCUCCCGCCGUGCUUGUCAGACAGCAGACAAGGUCAAGUCAGCUUCGACUUGAUCCUCUGCGCUGCCCACUGCAUCUCGGACGGCCUCAGCAUCUCGAGUCUCGCCGGCGAGCUUGUGCAGGUCCUUGCCUCUUCUCAGCUACCCGAAGAACUUCCCGAGGUGGUGUCAGAAGCCGAGGUAUCUGUGGUUGUACCCGGCGCGUACACAGCUCGCUAUAGCUCGAUCAGUGGCGACAUGCAGCAGGCCCUGAUUAGCGGCCUCUUUGACUCUGCUGCGCCAAGAGGCAAGAUGAUUGGCAAUGACAGCCUGGACGAGACCCACUUUGCAUCUCUGCUUCCACCAUCAAUAGAAGCAACAUAUCCUGAGCUCUUACCGGCGGCUCCUGCGGUUUCGUCAGAUCAUCCAUCGCGGCUGGCAAGGCUGCGAUGGUUCUGGACGAUCCGUCGGGUCAUCUGUCAGAUCCGAGCAGCCAAUGCCGAAAAGGCAAUCCUGUCUGACUUCAAAGCAAACCGCACGGACAAGAACGUCAAGGAGCCCUGGUGGGGAGCCCAGACCAAGUGGUCGAUCGUCCGCCUCUCUGCACAAGACACCUCCUCUCUGACCAAGCUGGCCAAGCGCAAGGGUGUCAGGGUGGGAUCGCUGCUCUACGCCGUCGCCGCCUGCGCGCUGAACACGCUCGAAAUUAAGCACGCUUCACCUCAGGGUCGGGUCGAGCAGCCUACGACCACUGUCAUGGGCUUCCCCUUCUCCGUCCGUAGAUUUCUAGACGCUCGUGCAGCCGUCGACGCUUUGCAGCCGGCGAACGCACAGGAUCCGCUCUUGCCACCGUCGAGUCUCGGCGUCAAGCUCGGCUUCAAUGGCGUCUCUCUCCCACCAGCAUCGGUCUUCUCGCUUCCAGAAAUGCCAGCGUCGGACGCGACGCAGCUGAGCGCUUUUCACGUCGCUCAGCUCUGGCAGGUGGCUCGACAGGUGCAGAAGCAGUUCAACGGCAUCUUCCGAGAGCCGCGCUUCAUGCAUGCCGACGGCUUUCUGAUGGGUCUCGAGCGAGAGACUCGGUUCCGGAAGAGCGGAGUCAAGGACGUCUUUCAAGUGUUCAAGGACGACGAAGCGGACAGAGAGGCGCAGGGAGUGGCAGGCGAAGAUGAACGUCGACCGGGUCUCACCAAGAAGAACAUGCAGGGGCCAGGAUCGUCGCUGAACUUCAGCAUGGUAGGUCUGCUAGAUCCGGUGCUGCCCUCGAAGCUCGACCUGCCGUUCGGAGCAUCGAAAGGGUCGGGUGCGUUGGAGGUGCGAGAGGGGCUUCUGUUCGGCGUGCGAACUCGCGCUGGCGAGGCUUUUGGCACGUCUUUCACUUUCCGAGGGCAACUCAAUCUGGAGCUUGGACACGAUACGGUGGUAUGGGACACGGCCAAAGUGGAAGAGUAUCUACGCCUGAUGAAGUACAUCAUCGAGGCGAUGGUGGCUUUCGAACAAGGUCGUCGUUGA